AUGGCCCGCUUCUUCAUCACCGGCUCCUCCGACGGCCUCGGCUCGCUGACGGCCCAGCGCCUCAUCAAACAGGGCCACUCAGUCGUCCUGCACGCGCGCAGCGCCCAGCGCGCAGCCGACGCGCAAAAGGCCUGCCCGGGCUCCGACGCCGUGCUCGUGGCGGACCUGACCAGCAUCGACGAGACCAAGGCGCUGGCGGCCGAGGCGAACAAGCUGGGGCCCUUCGACGCCGUCGUGCACAACGCGGGCCUGUUCACGGGCUUCGAGAAGGUCACGGGCAAGUCGGGCCUGCCGAGCCUCUUCACCGUCAACGUGCUGGCGCCGUACAUCCUGACGAGCCUGGUGGGGCGCCCCAGGCGGCUCGUCUACGUCAGCUCGGGCCUGCACCAGGGCGGCACCACCAGGCUGGACUCGCUCGAGGGGUCUGUGUAUGCCGACUCCAAGCUGCACGACAUCAUGCUCGCCAAGGCGUUUGCGAGGCGGUUCGAGGGCGUCGAGAGCAACUCGGUCGACCCGGGCUGGGUGCCCACCAAAAUGGGCGGGGCCGGUGCCACGGGGGACAUCGAGGAGAGCAUCAAGACUUUCGCCAUGUUGGCGCUGGGCGAGGGCGCUGCGAAGGGCAAGACGGGGAAAUAUUUUUACAGCUCCAAGGAGGUGCCGUGUCUGGAGUCUGCGAACGAUGAGGCGGCGCAGGAUGGGCUUUUGAAGAGGCUGGCGGAGAUCAGUGGCAUUGAGGUCCCUCAAUAA
Messenger RNA from Diaporthe citri, 747 nucleotides. RefSeq lists its product as uncharacterized. The transcript has a single exon. NCBI's taxonomy places the organism in Eukaryota, Fungi, Ascomycota, Sordariomycetes, Diaporthales, Diaporthaceae. Bases 1 to 747 code for a protein of 248 amino acids. The record is from RefSeq and is a predicted model, not a curated record.